AUGCGGAAACGGCCUUUUAGCUUUGUUUCUCAAAUACAGAGCUUAAAGGUUCCUGCUAUUCAGCAAAAAAGAACUGUAGCAUUUCUAAACCAAUUUGUGGUUCACACAGUGCAGUUUCUCAACCGCUUUUCUACUGUUUGUGAAGAGAAACUGUCAGCGCUGUCUCUCCGUAUCCAGCAGAUUGAAACAACACUCAAUAUCUUGGAUGCAAAGUUAUCCUCUAUUCCUGGCCUAGAAGAUGUCAAGUUUGAAGUAUCCAGUGCAAAUAUGAAUAGUGUUACAAAUGGUCCUGUGGCACAGGCUACUACAGAUCAACAGAGAGCUGUAUCGCCUCAGUCUGGACAGAACAAUGUACAAGAAGAAGGAUUACAGAAAACGGAGGUAGUAACAGAAAAUGUCACAACUGUGGCCAAGGAUCCAAGAUAUGCCAGAUAUCUCAAAAUGGUACAAGUGGGUGUUCCUGUAAUGGCAAUAAGAAACAAAAUGAUUUCUGAGGGGCUAAAUCCAGAUCUUCUCGAGACCCCAGAUGCCCCCAUGCCUGCCUGGGGAGAUGAUGGGAAAGCAGAAGACAGUUCUGAUAGUGAAUCUUCAUUUAGUGACUAA
Apaloderma vittatum (bar-tailed trogon) is the source of this 603-nucleotide messenger RNA. It is a transcript of the gene WASHC3, whose product is annotated as coiled-coil domain containing 53. Bases 1 to 603 code for a protein of 200 amino acids. Gene Ontology annotation, biological process: exocytosis; actin filament polymerization. Gene Ontology annotation, cellular component: WASH complex. The record is from RefSeq and is a predicted model, not a curated record. NCBI's taxonomy places the organism in Eukaryota, Metazoa, Chordata, Aves, Trogoniformes, Trogonidae. The transcript has 7 exons.